CCUUUCGUUUCCCCUUCCCGAAGAAAUUCGAAGUCGGAAUGAUAUAAAAAAUCACAAAAACGAAAGCAUAAUCAACAAAGGGUUUCUCAAUUGCGAUAAUUUUAAUUCGAAUUCGAAUUCAAAUUUGGAGUUUUAUAAUCACAAACAAGAGAAUAGAAUGGCGUCAGAGGAUUCGGUUAAACAAGAAUUGGAGGAAUUGCAGAAACAAUUGGGGAAGAAGCAAAAAUUUGAAGACGCUGUUACGUCUCUCAAAUCUCUGCUUCAAACUACAUAUCCAUCAGCUUCUACCUCUCUUCGCAAAUCUUUUUAUACUGUUAUAUGCCGAGUUGCUACGGUGUUGAAGACAAGAUAUACAGCACCUGGUUUCUGGAGUGCUGGCCUGGGUCUUUUUGAGCAGGCUAUAUUGUUUGUUUCCGAACCUUCUGAAAAGAAGCACUUGAAGGCUUGCAUUGCUCAGGCCAAGGAACAUUUGCAUCUAGAAGACAACCCUUCACAAGUUUUGCAAGCUGCAGUGAAUCAUGAAAACAGAGGAUAUCUUUUUGAGGGACACCUUACGGUAGAUCCAGAGCCACCACAGCCUGCAUGGUUGGUGCAGGAAAACAUCUUGACAGCAGCUGCUAGACUAUUUGAUGCUGAAUCCUCUCAAAGUUUAGCCACAGAGAAUACCUCACCAGAGGAUGUUGCUAGUGUGCUUGAAAUGCUUAGAAAUAGAUUGGAAGAAGUUGUGCCCCUGAUGGAAACUGGUGGUCCUGUAGCUCCAAGAGUUCCUCCUGCAAGUAAAGAAGUUGUGGCGAAACUUCCUGUCAUUACUCUCACAGAGGAGAUCCUGGCUAAUAUGGGGAAAGAUGCAGAGUGUGCCAUUUGCAGGGAAAAUCUGGUGUUAAAUGACCAAAUGCAAGAGUUACCAUGCAAGCACACAUUCCAUCCACCAUGUGUAAAGCCAUGGCUGGAUGAGCACAAUUCUUGUCCGAUAUGUCGUUAUGAGCUGCAAACGGAUGAUCAUGCCUAUGAGAGCUGGAAGGAACGUGAAAAGGAAGCCGAAGAGGAGAGGAAAGGUGCUGCAAAUGCUCUUCGAGGUGGUGAAUUCAUGUAUGUUUAGAUGGCUAUUCAGUUAUGAUGUAUAAUAUGGUUUACCCUGAAGUAAGGGAUUAGAAACUCAGUUGGUGAAUAGUUGUGUAUUCUUAAUUAUUUGAAACUAUAGCUAUUCCUUGAAAUUCAAUCUCAUUUUAUAAUUAUACUGGACACUGAUUGUCUGCAAAUACAAUCGCCAAACAAUGUUGGGAGCA
This is a messenger RNA of Cicer arietinum (chickpea), 1286 nucleotides long. Its product is annotated as E3 ubiquitin-protein ligase AIP2. Gene Ontology annotation, molecular function: ubiquitin protein ligase activity. Gene Ontology annotation, cellular component: cytoplasm. The record is from RefSeq and is a predicted model, not a curated record. Gene Ontology annotation, biological process: protein ubiquitination. Lineage: Eukaryota; Viridiplantae; Streptophyta; Magnoliopsida; Fabales; Fabaceae.